UGGUGUUGGUUUAGGAAAACACAAGCUAGAAUGGCAGAGAUUAAACUACAUGGAUUUUGGUAUAGUCCUUUUACUUUAAGGAUAGUAUGGACCCUAAAUCUGAAGGGUAUACCAUAUGAGAACAUAGAGGAAGAUCGCUUCAAUAAGAGUCCUCAACUUCUUGAAUAUAAUCCAGUUCACAAAAAGACUCCUGUGCUAGUUCAUGAUGGAAAACCCAUACGCGAGUCCAUGAUCAUUGUAGAAUACAUUGAUGAGAUAUGGCCACACAACUCAUUGCUUCCUGCUGAUCCCUAUGACAGAGCUCAAGCCCGAUUUUGGGUCAAAUAUAUUGAUGACAUGAUUUCAGCAAUGUCGGCACACUUACGUAGCAGAAAUGGUGAAGAGCGAGAGAAGGCCAAAGAGAAUAUAUGGGAGCGACUCAGAGUAAUUGAGGAUCAAUGUUUGGAUGAUCGGAAGAAAUUCUAUGGGGGAAACACAAUUAACAUGGUAGACAUAGCUCUUGGAUCCUUUGUCAAAUUUAUUGAGAUUCAGGAAGAUAUGUUUGAGGUGAAGAUCUUGCAAAGUGAGAGAUUCCCCCGCUUGCAUUUAUGGUUUAAUAAUUUCAAGGAUGUUCCGGUCAUCAAAGAAAACAUCCCUGCUCAAGAGAAGUUGGUGGCUUUUUAUAAGCCUCUGAUUGAAAAAAUAUUGGCAUCGGCUUGAGAAUAUUAUGGCUUUAUGAAUUGAUAUACAAAGCAUUUGUAUGUCAUCUGUAUUUCUUUCUCUUUUUUUGGUACAAUGUCAUGUCACAUGUGUAUUUCUUUAUGUUAAUAAUAGUUGCUUUAUGUUGUCUUUGUACGUCAAUAAUGAAAGUUUAAAAUGAUUUCACUUUUAAUAUUAAGAGUAUGUAGCACACGUCUAAUAAAAAAAAUUGUGAUUAAUCUAAUAAA
Messenger RNA from Trifolium pratense (red clover), 926 nucleotides. RefSeq names its product probable glutathione S-transferase. Gene Ontology annotation, molecular function: glutathione transferase activity. NCBI's taxonomy places the organism in Eukaryota, Viridiplantae, Streptophyta, Magnoliopsida, Fabales, Fabaceae. The transcript has 2 exons. Gene Ontology annotation, cellular component: cytoplasm. Bases 31 to 699 code for a protein of 222 amino acids. The record is from RefSeq and is a predicted model, not a curated record. Gene Ontology annotation, biological process: glutathione metabolic process.